CAACAAGUCGGGAAGAAGUAGCCCAUAACUCCCACAACUCCCGAAUUAUGCACGAAUAUUUUUAGGUUUUACUAUGUUUACAGUACGUUCGUAAGUAAAAGGCAAUAGGUGAAUUUGAUAAAGUAAAUAUAGACUUGUCGAAGAAAAAAUAACUUUGUUAAAAAUAAUGUGGCACGGACGUGUUUACAACAACUGACAGCGGCUUUCAGAAAAACUGCUCUCGCGUCACUGAUUUUCGAUAUGGAUUCCGUCAACAGCUCCCUCGACUACGAGCUCACGACCAUCGACCCCGACGUCUCCUACACGCCGUAUCCCCAGCGUCCGGAAACCUACAUCGUUCCGGUGGUCUUUUUCAUCAUUUUCGUCGUCGGGGUGCUGGGCAAUGGAACACUGGUUAUAAUUUUCCUGCGACACAGGGCGAUGAGGAACGUCCCUAAUACAUACAUCUUUUCGCUGGCGCUGGCCGACCUCCUGGUUAUCAUCACUUGCGUACCCUUCACGUCCAUGCUGUAUACGCUGGAGUCGUGGCCCUGGGGCGUGGUGAUGUGCAAAGUUUCCGAAACUUCCAGAGACAUCAGCAUCGGGGUGUCUGUGUUCACGCUGACCGCCCUCUCGGCGGAGCGCUACUGUGCUAUUGUCAAUCCGUUGCGGCGGCUGCAAACAAAGCCGCUGACUGUUAUCAGUGCCGGCAUGAUAUGGUUGCUGGCUACUGUCCUGGCUCUGCCCGACGCCAUCCGGGCCAAAGUCCACGAGGUCCCUUUGUCCUCCACAAACAAGACGAUUUUUGUCUGCUAUCCAUUCCCAAACAUUACCCAUGUCGACACGUAUACGAGGUACAAUGUGGCUCUCAAGGCUCUAAUCUACUACAUCAUCCCUCUGUGCAUCAUUGCCUGUUUUUACGUUUUGAUGGCCAUUCGUCUGCAUGCAAGCGCCAACAACAUGCCGGGGGAGGUUAGAGGGGCGCAGAGUGUGGCGCAGGCGAAUGCCCGAAGACAUGUGGCCAGGAUGGUACUCAUUUUCGUUUUCCUGUUUUGUAUCUGCUUUCUUCCGCACCACGUUUUCAUGCUGUGGUUCUAUUUUCACCCCAAUGCAGACGCCGCAUACAACGACUGGUGGCACGCCACGAAAAUCGUGGGUUUUUGCAUGAGUUUCCUCAACUCGUGCGUCAAUCCUGUGGCUUUGUAUUGCGUCAGUGGGGUAUUCAGGGCCCACUUUAAUCAAUAUUUAUGCUGUCAAGAUCCAAGGUGGCCACGAAAUGCGACUCUAGCAGGAAACUGUGAAACCAGCUUUAAUUCCACUUUUCGCAGGCAUACUCAAGGCACGACGAUCGAAAAUCAGAGCAUCUACCGAAAAAACACCAUCGCCAAAAGAAACAUCCAAGAAUCCAACUUGAUAAAUCUAGACACAUCAAAUAAGAACGAACUGAACGAAAUGGGGGUGAAGAAUUCCUUGAUACUUCGUUCGGAAAUGCAGCUAGACAAGGGCGGUUUUUGCAGCUGAGGAAGGAAAACUACCAAGAACAAAGAAGUGAGCUUUGACGGAAGUGCCGUUUAGGAACUGUCAAGAUUCCGCGGUAUGCAUCGGUGUGGGACCUGUAAACCUGCGGUGAUACUACGAGCUUUUCACAAUGAACCAAGUGUGUGUGUCGACACUCCUCCAAGACUGUGACUUGACAGUGAACAAAAUUAGCUUCUUCUGCUGUUGUGCAAUUCGUAUUUUCGGCGGGCCGAAAGUCUGGUAGUUCGGCUCUGCGCCACUCCAUUAGCACAUCUCUUCAUAGAAUUAAUCACCCACGUGACUGGAAAGUUAGAUUCUUUAACUGACGUUUGAUGGUUCCGUUUCAAUUGUUUCUCGCGACAAAGCAAAGUAGCAAUUUAUAUGCGACGCGACUUUCAUUUUUCUACUGGUCUACUUCAUCACGAUUUUGUCAAACGUCGAGGGGAAAACGCAUAAAGCUUCACGAAUUUAGUGUUAGAUAAGCAACAUUUUUCCCACAUAUCAAUCACACAUCUAACAUAUCUGCAUUCGACAAUUUGUGAAACCUCGAUUAUUCUACUCUGGUAAUUGAGGUUGUUUCAUUGCAAGCAUGUCACCUGUAGCAACUCUUUGGAUUUAAUCAGUAUUAUUGUAAACCGUCCCGACUAUAGCGAUCGAUCACUCUUCACAACAUUCGCAUUUCCUUUUGUGGUACUUUGUGUAAAUAUCUGAAUCAUGGAACUAGGUUAAGUACAUGUAUAUUUUUUGUAAAUUCU
Molecule: messenger RNA, 2252 nt
Organism: Zophobas morio
Lineage: Eukaryota; Metazoa; Arthropoda; Insecta; Coleoptera; Tenebrionidae
Product: neuropeptide CCHamide-2 receptor-like
Exons: 9
Coding region: 241-1500 (419 amino acids)
Biological process (GO): G protein-coupled receptor signaling pathway
Cellular component (GO): plasma membrane
Molecular function (GO): neuropeptide receptor activity
Source: RefSeq, a predicted model, not a curated record